Wasmannia auropunctata (little fire ant) is the source of this 1933-nucleotide messenger RNA. Its product is annotated as gamma-glutamyl hydrolase A-like. The record is from RefSeq and is a predicted model, not a curated record. The transcript is spliced from 9 exons. Gene Ontology annotation, cellular component: vacuole. The coding region runs from base 201 to 1214 and encodes 337 amino acids. Gene Ontology annotation, biological process: tetrahydrofolylpolyglutamate metabolic process. Gene Ontology annotation, molecular function: gamma-glutamyl-peptidase activity. Lineage: Eukaryota; Metazoa; Arthropoda; Insecta; Hymenoptera; Formicidae.
AGUUUGCGCUAUAUGAUAAUGUACACGAUAUAUAACAUAACGUACAGCCGAUAACGCGAUAAUUGUAAACGGUUGAUACGUAAUAUUGUGGUUAUUUAACUAUAUAAGAACGGCAAGAGCGCACACGCUCUCUUUUUCUUAUCACCGUGUCAUUAGGGAGAAUUUAAAACUACGAUUUUAUAUAUUAUAUAUAUUUCAUAAUGAAUGCUCUGUGGACGAUUCUAUUUACGGCGUUUGCCUUUACAACCGUGAAAAUCGGAGGAGAGUUGAACGAUCGGCCAAUCGUCGGUAUUCUAACGCAGGAGAUAGAUUAUAACUUAAACAAAAAGUAUCCUAAUCAAUAUCACAGCUACAUCGCUGCGUCGUACGUGAAAUUCGUGGAGGGUGCCGGCGCUCGACCCGUCCCAAUUUGGAUUGGUGGGAAUGAUUCGUACUAUGAGGACAUCUUGAGCAAAGUCAAUGGAGUUCUCUGGCCAGGAGGUGCGACGUAUUUCUAUCAGAAGGAAGGCUACGCCGAUGCAGGCGCCGUGAUUUACAGAAUCGCGAAGAGCAUCAACGAGAGAGGAGUGUACUUCCCGAUACUUGGUAUCUGCCUUGGCUUCGAACUCUUGACGUAUGUCGCCGCGAAUCGCGUUGAGCACAGAACGUCGUGCUCCAGUAAAAACCAGCCUCUUCCUCUAGAAUUCACACACGACUUUAGAGAAAGCAAUUUGUUUAAGAACGCCCCAUCAGAUGUCUUAAGGAUCUUGGUUGGGGAAAACGUCACGGCGAAUUAUCAUCAAUUUUGCGUCACGAAGGAGGAUUUACGCCGAGUCAAUAUAUCGGAUGAAUUUCACGUGUUGUCACUGAACCGCGAUAAAAAAGGCUUGGAGUUCAUCUCCACGUUGGAGCAUAAGCAAUUCCCUUUCUACGGAUUGCAGUUCCAUCCGGAGAAGAACCUCUACGAAUGGGUGACCGGGAAGAAUAUCCCUCACGGGAUUAACGCCACUGUGGCAUCUCAAUAUUUCGCAAAUUUCUUCAUAAACGAGGUCCGUAAGAAUUCGCACGAAUUCAGGACGAAACGGGAGGAGGAGCGGAGUCUGAUCUACAAUUAUCCCGUUACUUACACAGCGCCGCAGAAUUCAUCCUUUCAGCAGUGUUACAUGUUCAAGAAAAGCGAUCGCAAUGGCCUGCUCAUAGAAAAUGACGUCAAUGUUGCCGCGCGGGAUGCAUAGGUCAAACUGCAGAGGAAGUUGCUCCUUGUCUGUCCUUCCUUCUCUCUUUACAUGUACGUCUCUCGUCGGAAGUAUAUAUUUUUCUCCCCCCGCCGCCGAGGAAAAGAAAAUGGAUCUGGUCGUUUUCCCCCGGUGAUUACCUCACUUGUGUAUGUUACAGAUUAUAUAUACAUAAUGUAUAUAAGCACGAGAGCAGUAUAUAUAUUAUACAUAUAUAUUUGUCCAUCCCAUAUUAAGUGUAUAAGAUCGCGAUGACUCGCGUGUCCUCUUUUCUCUCUUUAUCUACGCUUAUCUAUUAUCGCCCUCUCACCUCUCAUUCUAAUUUUUUUUUCCCCCGAGAAUAUAACAAAGGUCUACGCAUAAUGUAGGUAAAUUCCGCACGGUAUUUUUUUUUCAUGUAUAAGAUGACCCUGCAGUACACUCAAGUUUUUUUUUUCACUGUUUCGUUACUUUAAAUAGUACAUAUGAUAUCUAACUGUAUUUCUCAAUAUGCUUAUAGUAUAAUAUAUAUAUAUAUAUUCAUUAUAUAUAAUAUAUCUAGAUUUCUACCGACUUGCGAACAACUUUCGUCGCACGCACGGGUUCACGCGGGUGACGCACAAACGCGCGUUAAUAAAUUUGUCGUACUCUUUAUAUAAUGCCUAUUUGUGAUAGGUACUAUUAAUAUUAUACAUAAUUAUAUAUAUUUAACGCAAACGCGACGGCGCGAUGAUCGAUCG